Gadus morhua (Atlantic cod) is the source of this 4402-nucleotide messenger RNA. RefSeq names its product SPARC related modular calcium binding 1 (gene smoc1). The coding region runs from base 1 to 2091 and encodes 696 amino acids. Gene Ontology annotation, cellular component: basement membrane. Gene Ontology annotation, biological process: extracellular matrix organization. The transcript has 15 exons. The record is from RefSeq and is a predicted model, not a curated record. Gene Ontology annotation, molecular function: protein binding; calcium ion binding; heparin binding. NCBI's taxonomy places the organism in Eukaryota, Metazoa, Chordata, Actinopteri, Gadiformes, Gadidae.
AUGUCAUGUGAUAUGUGUUCUGCCGUGUCAUCUGACCUGUGUUCUGCCGUGUCAUGUGACCUGUGUUCUGCCGUGUCAUGUGACCUGUGUUCUGCCGUGUCAUGUGACCUGUGUCCUGCCGUGUCAUCUGACCUGUGUUCUGCCGUGUCAUGUGACCUGUGUUCUGCCGUGUCAUGUGACGUGUGUUCUGCCGUGUCAUGUGACGUGCGUUCUGCCGUGUCAUGUGACGUGCGUUCUGCCGUGUCAUGUGUCGUGCGUUCUGCCGUGUCAUGUGACAUGUGUUCUGCCGUGUCAUGUGACCUGUGUUCUGCCGUGUCAUGUGACCUGUGUUCUGCCGUGUCAUGUGACGUGUGUUCUGCCGUGUCAUGUGACGUGUGUUCUGCCGUGUCAUGUGACGUGUGUUCUGCCGUGUCAUGUGACGUGUGUCCUGCCGUGUCAUGUGACGUGUGUCCUGCCGUGUCAUGUGACGUGUGUCCUGCCGUGUCAUGUGACGUGUGCUCUGCCGUGUCAUGUGACGUGUGUCCUAACGUGUCAUGUGAGUUGUGUUUUGCCGUGUCAUGUGACGUGUGCUCUGCCGUGUCAUGUGACGUGUGUCCUAACGUGUCAUGUGACGUGUGUCCUGCCGUGUCAUGUGACGUGUGUCCUGCCGUGUCAUGUGACGUGUGUCCUGCCGUGUCAUGUGACGUGUGUCCUGCCGUGUCAUGUGACGUGUGUCCUGCUCCCCAGUGGCUGAUCGGCGACAGGGACGGCCCCUGCGGGGCGGCCUGCUCUCGGACCCAGGGCCGGCCGGUGUGCGGCUCGGACGGGCGGAGCUACGACACCAGCUGUGAGCUGCAGCGGGCGCGCUGCAAGAACCGCACGCUGACACUGGCGCACCGCGGCCGCUGCCGAGGUAAGAGCUGGGUGCGCAUCGACCAGCCCCCCGUGGCCCCGGCACCCAGCCCGGCCCCCAACAGCAGGGACCUGGAGACGAAAGACGGCGGUCAGUCCAAGUGCCGCAUGGAGAGGAGCCAGGCCCUGGGGCAGGCCCAUCGGCCCCAGGAGUCCAUGUUCGUCCCAGAGUGCAACGAGGACGGGAGCUUCGCCCAGGUGCAGUGCCACACGCUGACGGGGUACUGCUGGUGCGCCACCACCGAUGGGAAGCCAGUGAGCGGAUCCUCCGUCCAGAACAAGACCCCCGUGUGCUCAGGGUCGGUCACAGACAGGCCGCCUGGGCCCCCAAGCUCGGGUAGAAAAGAUGACGGCUCCAAGCCCACGCCCACCCUGGAGAGCCACGCCCUCACCGACGGAGACGAGAUCACAGCCCCAACACUGUGGAUAAAACAGCUGGAUAAGAACUGCUCCUUCUCCAGGAGACGACCAGAGAAGGUUCCCUCUUGUGACCAGGAGAGACAGAGCGCCCUAGAAGAAGCCCGCCAGAACCCGCGCGAGGCCAUCUUCAUCCCCGACUGCGGGUCCGCUGGCCUUUACAAGCCCGUCCAGUGCCACCAGUCCACAGGCUACUGCUGGUGUGUACUGGUGGACACGGGACGGCCCAUCCCAGGGACCUCCACCAGUCAACCAGAAACAAUGUAUCAGGCCCCAGAGUGUGACAGCAACGCUCGCUCCCAUGUGUCCGACACGGAGGACCCCUUCCAGGGCCGCGAACUCACAGGCUGCCCCGAAGGGAAGAAGGGGGAAUUCAUUACAAGCCUGUUGGAUGCGCUCACCACAGACAUGGUGCAAGCCAUAAACUCACCAGCCCCAUCUGGUGGUGGGAGGUUUGUGGAGCCGGACCCCAACCACACCCUGGAGGAGAGGGUGGUUCACUGGUACUUCGCCCAGCUGGACAACAACGGCAGCCAGGACAUCAACAAGAAGGAGCUGAAGCCCCUGAAGAGGUACCUGAAGAAGAAGGCCAAGCCCAAGAAGUGCGCCCGCCGCUUCACCGACUACUGCGACCUGAACCGAGACAAGGCCAUCUCCCUGGCCGAGCUCAAGGGCUGCCUGGGGGUCAGCAAGGAGAAUGCGUCGUCAAGCACUGCGAACCAGGGGACAAGACAAGGGACCAACCUGUUCAAGUGCAGGCCGUUCCAAUUGGCUGUCGGGUAACCCAGGGUGACCGUCAUCCCGGCGUCAGCCAGUGGGUCGUCUGGUCUGAUCAGGGAAGCUUCCAGAAGCUGAGGGGAGCAGAGGCCACAGGUGGGAGACAUCUGCACCAGGAGAGAAGACUCAAGGAGAAGACCAGCGAGAGAAGGAGAAGAAAAUAAAAAACAGAAAUAAAAGUAGAUAUCGAAGCGGCACCAAAAUAUUUGCACUUUCGCCUACCAAUGUAUUACUUUUUUUCAUCGCUUCCUUUUCGACCUGUGUUGUGAAGCUAAUUUUACUUUUGUAUGUGAAUAACUCGCCUGCAUAAGACGUGUGGAUUAUGCAGGGCACUUGAAACAAGGACUUACAAUGUGUAUCUUUCUGUCCUUGCUUGUCUCUACUCUGUGGGAUAAAAUUUUAAAUAACGCCAACAGUAAUCAUAUUCAACUUGGGAUGUUAACCAGCAACGGCCAUUACCUUAAAAAACAGAGGGCAGGAUAAAGAUUGGAAGUGAUUGGUGCCAAUCAGAGACAACCUGCGAUAACCAGUUUCACCAGAAGUGGCGCUAUUGCUAGUAUUGGUCUCAACGUGUGUAUAGCAUAGCGUAUCUGUUUGGCAUUUACCGACCACUGAAAAAUAGCUGUCAUAGUGAUUCUAAACGACAUGUUCUUCGACACAGAGAACUACAGUUGCCAUCUAAAGCCCUUUGUCUUUGAUCACAACUUAAAAAAAAAAAAAUUAACAGGAUGGUAGUCCUAUUCUUCUUAAAAAAAUGUUUGUAAGCAAAAAGGAAAUUAAAUCAACGCAAACCCCAGAAACGUUCAAAUAUACUCAAAUACAUCAAUUAGAUAUUGAAACUUGAUAAUAAUACAACAAUAUUGCAACUAUUUAAUAAACACAGAAGUAAAAUCUGAGGCAAAACUGGGUGAAAACACCUCGUCUUCCGAUUGAUCAGAUAUCAACCGUUUCCCUGAGUCAUUCCCCACUUUCAGCAUUUAGCAUGUUCCUGAGUUUGGUUAGCGGCAUUAGGUUCACUGCCAAACACAAAACACUUGACCCCUCCCCAGAGGCGCUGCAGAAUAUAUGUUAUGCCUAUAAACAUGCUCUUCCAACAGCUGGCGUCAAUUUAUUUCAGUAGAAAGAUUUCAGAGCCACCUGAUGCAAUACUGGCGGGAUCGCAACUUUAAUUUUGUCAAAAAUGGAGAUGGUUAAAAAACGGGGAAACUAUAUCCUUCAUUUUUUUAUUACUUUUUAAAAAAGAUUUGUUCACAUUCGAAACGAUUGCCUUUUGUUAAUGCGAAAGAUAUGAGCUUGGUGCGUGUUUUUUAUUUUCUUGUUUGCGAGCAUUUCUUUUUGCGUACAACUUGGCCAGCCCUUAAGAGUCUUCCCGUUGUAAAUAUGUAAAAAAAUAUAUUUUUUGUUUGUUUUUUCAUGUAUUUCACAGGUGGCUUGGGGUUUGUUUACCUUGCAAAAACAGUGCUGUCUGAUCCUCCCUGUCGUAUCAUAUAGAAACAGUGGACAUCCGUAGUAAAACUUUAUGCUUUAUAGGCUAACGUUUGACUUAUCUACAGCUCUAGAAACGGAAGCCGUUGAAUUCUGUGUGUUACCAAGCUAUUGCUUGCCCUAGCCUUCAGGAACUGAAUCGGACUCUGCCUAACGUCACAUAAAAGAAUGGUGUGUAUCAGAGAGUAGUCCUCAGUGGAGAGCAGUCUCCAUCGCUCACCUCUUUCCCGCCAGAACACUGGGCAUGUGUCUGAGUACGUUGAAGUGUUUCCAGACUGCCAGGCUAACCAUCAACAGACCAGAUUGGUGUACAAGCUAACCGACCAGUCAUCACAAUUAAUCAUCCCACUGGGACCUUUAGUGGGACAGAGGGGGGGGGGGGGGGGGGACUUAAAUGUAAUUGCCUCAAUCCGCCAAGAUAUCUCAACAGGCUUACGACCGACCUUGCAAAAUAAUGUACAUGUUUAAAGUUUAUAGACUGGGGGAUGUGAAACCUGACAUUUAUGUAGUCAUGUUAAAAUUGGAUAGUUAUUUUUUUCUUCCCUGUAUAAAGUUGAUGUAGUUUUAAAACAAAUGAUCAAUGUUCAUGUCGGUUGUAAUGUACAUGUUUUCCAUUUGGACGUUUAUCAGUUUGGGCACAGAUUUUGGAGGGCCAGGUCCACUAGCCCCACCUGGUGGUAACGAUGGGUUACUGCUUUUAAAAAUAUAUGAAACACGUUUAUUCAGCACCUUGUAAACCAGAUAUGCUGUAACAAGCAGAGUAACGCCCAUGAUAAGCUUUCAAACGAGCCAACUGAAUUCCAUCAAAUUAAAAUAAAUGUUUUUAAUUAAG